AUGACUUCAUCCCUCGAGACAGGUCAAGUCUUUGCCACUCCACCAGGUGCUGUUGCAAAUCUUUAUAUGAUUGAUACGACUGGCACUAUUGAUAAUCUACCCUGUGCUAAUUUAGUCACACCGGACUUGCCUACAUUCGAGAAGUUCAACAAGCUACCGAGUUGGGCAUUUCUGAUCGAAAGUGAUACUCCCCAAGGAGCUCGAAGAGUGCUUUUUGAUUUAGGAAUCCCACAGGAUGUUUACAAGCUUCCUCCAGUGGUAUCCGAGAGGCUCAAAACUAAAGGAUAUACCAUUGAUGUGUCUAAGUCUACUGCAAAGAUUCUGCACGAAAAUAAUCUCGACUUACGCAGUAUAAAAGCUGUGAUCUGGAGCCACUGGCACUGGGAUCAUCAGGGCGACAUUCAGCAAUUUCCCUCAUCCACGGACCUGAUUGUCGGCCCCGGAUUCACCAAAGAAUUCCUCCCUGCCUAUCCCAUAGGGCCAGAGUCACCCAUUCGGCAGGAUGACCUCGAUGGACGAAAGCUAGUAGAGCUCACGUUUGAAGAUUCGGAGACGAUCUCUGUUGGAAAAUAUAGAGCCUUGGAUUAUUUUGGUGACGGGUCCUUUUACAUCCUAGACACCCCUGGUCAUGCAGUGGGACAUUUGGGGGGCCUUGUGCGCACGACUAAAGACCCAGACACUUUUGUGUUUCUCGGUGGAGAUUUAACUCACCAUGGAGGCGAGCUUCGUCCUUCUCAAUACCUUAGCCUUGCAUCUGCUGCGGCAAGUGUGUCCAAAAAGGGGCGUGAGAAGGAAGCGGUCAACGCCCUUGAAUUGCUUCAAAAAUCGCGAGGACGCAAAAUCGAUCAGGCGUUCUUCGAUCCUGUCAUAACCUGUGAUUUUGACGAGGCCAUUAAAACAAUCGCAUACGCGCAGGAGGCCGAUGGGAAGGAAAACAUUUUCUUCAUCGCAGCCCACGAUGCGACUCUCAAGGGCGUAGUGAACGUCUUCCCCAGAAAGGUAAAUGAUUGGAAAGGACAGGGUUGGCGGGAGGAGACAUUAUGGAAGUUCCUGAGCGACUUUCAAGGAGGUGUACAAUUGAAGGAUGCCUUCAAUCAAGCCAUUUUGCAAUACAGUUGCUAG
Penicillium lagena is the source of this 1122-nucleotide messenger RNA. Its product is annotated as MBL fold metallo-hydrolase. The record is from RefSeq and is a predicted model, not a curated record. Lineage: Eukaryota; Fungi; Ascomycota; Eurotiomycetes; Eurotiales; Aspergillaceae. The coding region runs from base 1 to 1122 and encodes 373 amino acids. The transcript has 3 exons.